CGGCAGGGUCUACUCAUUUGGUUUCCGAUUUUUGCACUGUGAAUGCCACACGUCUUUGAGCUAAUAGAAUAUUUGAGUGGCACAUGCAAAAUUAGACGACCCUGCUUUUGCAGUGCUGCUCUCUAAAUACCAAAUCAUCAUGAGUGAGCGAGGUAACGGCGGGAGCAGCAAAGCAAAGAAGUCAAAACCAGCCAGCUCCAAUGCGGCUAACAGCGGGAAGGUGUCCACUCGGGCACCGGCGAGGGUGACCACAGUCCAGAAGCUGCACCUGCGUCUCUUUCAGGUCGGUAUCGGGAACGACCGGAGUGGCAGGGCAGAUGCCUCCAAGGAUGCGGCGUCUAACCUUCCAAACAAGACUGCUUCUUCGGGGGAGGACAACAGUCGUGACUCGAGCCCAGGGAUCGACAGUGUGCCGCCGCCCUCCGAGCCGCCUCUGGAGCCCACACCCCCGCCGCCAGUUAAGAAGCAGGUCAAAAGGACGGCUGCCCAGAUCCUGCGCGAGCUGGCCAGAUGCAAGGCUGAACAGCAGCAGGAAAUCAAAAGGAUAUCGGCGCUGGAAUUCGUUGCUGUCCCUGAAGAAGUGGUCAACAGAAAGGCUAUCGAGUUGGAGGAGCAGGACAGCCUGAGCCGUGCUGAAAGGCGCAUGCUCGCGUUGCUAAGUCUGGAAAACUCCAUUGCGUCUAAAGACAAGGCAUUGGACCAGAAGAAGAAACUUGGACACAAGACUGUAGAAGAGAAGCGGAGCUUGCGCCGGCUGCUGGCCAAGUUGCGCCAGCAGGAGCAGCUGAUCGCCACUCAGGUCCGCGAUGCCGUCCACAACAUGCGACAGCGGGCGCGCCAGGCUGUGGCCGCUGCCGCCGAACGGAAGGCCGCCCAAGCCAAACAGUUUGGGGAGGAAACGCUCAGCAUGGUACGAGAGGCACAGAAGCAGCAGGAAGAGGAGCGGCAGCAAAAGUCUGCCCUAAUCCAGGAGAUUCGCCAGCUGGAGUCGGUCUCUCAGCCCCACGUGAAACAACUGGAUCUGACGGAGACCGCUGGACACGGCCUUCUAGACGAGAUGUCCAUAGCUGAGCUGCGCGAAAGAAUAGACCUGCUGAACAUGCAACGGUCAGCUAAACUGAGGGAGAAAAAUGAGAGAAUACUGAACCAGAGAAGAAUUCAGGAGGCGCACAUGGAAAUGGCGGAGGAGAUUCUCACGCGUUUCCACGAAACACAAGCCCGAGAAAGGCGGGAACGAAGGGGGCGGCCGGCACAGCAGCCACCACCUGUGACGUCAGCGCGGCUGGAGGAGCUGCAGUUGGAACUGGAGCAGAAGCGAGCCGAGCGGCUGCAGCGGGCCGCCAGGCGGCGCGUCGAGCGGUGUCAGCAGCGCUUUCUGGCGAGUACGAAGGCAGCGCCACCAGCGGUGGCCGUGCGCAGUGCGCCAACGGCUGUCGGCCGUCAGGUGGCGCCCACUGAGGCCCGUCGGCGCCACCAGAGUGACAGCUGUCUCCAGCUGGGGAUGGAGACGCGCCGGUUUGACACUCUGCGCUCCGAUAGCGGGUUCAGGCGAGAGUUUGUGUAAUUCGGCAGGCAUGUUGACAUAUAAUGGCGUCAGAGUUGCAUUGGCAACUUCUCACACCGUCACCACCAUACAUUCGGUUAGACUGGAGAUGGUUACGCCGUUUUUGCCAUGGCUAUCAUGCCACACACGCUGAGCACAGGCAGAGAGCCUAAUAAGACGGACAGACAAUACAAAUGUUGAGCAGGUUACGCCUUCUGUGAGCAUUAAAGGCGCCAUUAACUGAUGGUAACGUUUCGUAUGCAUGAAUCAGUUGACCUUCAUGGCCAGACAUUUUUUAAACGUUUGGGCUUAGAUUAGAUGAAGGACGUGAACAUCAAUGGCCUUUUCUAUCUCACCACAGGUAUCUAUAGUUUAUUAAGAUCGUCUGAUGCCCCACCUUCUCCUUCUCCUUCCAUGUCUGGUUGCAAUGCAGCCACAAAGGUAAUUACAUUUCUGUCGCUUUCCAUUAUCAGUUCGUGGGAGCCAAAUUAGUCAGAAUAUUUUUACAAGGUGCAGGCCUCCUUGAAUUCUUGUUUUAAAUCCUUAUGCGUAACGCAUGUCGUCCGUCCUGAACUUCUUGACACUUGAGACGCUGAUAUUAUUAUGUAGAAGUAUAUGGUUGUGAGCUUCGUUGCGUUCAAACCUAAAAUGCUAGUUAAUGAGAAACUAAAAUAUCAACUACAUCGCCGUAUUAGUUGCGGAUUAUCAAUAAAGUGAUCAGGUGUUGUUCGUCACUAGCGCGUCUCAACCGUGUUUAGGAGCACUGUAAUUGCCUGAAGUCAAGCUAGAAGACAGCAACAACGAAAAAGGACAUGCAAA
Molecule: messenger RNA, 2362 nt
Organism: Pollicipes pollicipes
Lineage: Eukaryota; Metazoa; Arthropoda; Thecostraca; Pollicipedomorpha; Pollicipedidae
Product: cilia- and flagella-associated protein 99
Exons: 7
Coding region: 140-1564 (474 amino acids)
Source: RefSeq, a predicted model, not a curated record